CUGCUCUAGGAGGAGGCAAACCCCCCUGACUUCUGUCUGCAGAGUGCUGAUUGCUCCUGUGCUGAUUUCAUGCACUCCCCCCCCCCCCAAAAAAAAAAAACCUCUCUAGCAAUACACACUAAACUGAGCAUGUGCAGAAUGCCUAUGGUUCAGUCUGUCUUAUCAGGUCAUAAGACGAGGAGCAGAGAAGACAGGAUCAAAUGGCCUUUUUCCACAAUGCAGAGGAUUAACCCCUUAGGUUUCCCAGUGAGUAUAACAAGCAUGCUUUACUGCAUAUACAGACUGAUUUGCUGUUGUUGGUUU
This is a messenger RNA of Staurois parvus, 303 nucleotides long. Lineage: Eukaryota; Metazoa; Chordata; Amphibia; Anura; Ranidae. The record is from the annotation of a GenBank genome assembly.